Messenger RNA from Olea europaea var. sylvestris, 1409 nucleotides. Its product is annotated as serine/threonine-protein kinase D6PKL2-like. NCBI's taxonomy places the organism in Eukaryota, Viridiplantae, Streptophyta, Magnoliopsida, Lamiales, Oleaceae. The transcript has a single exon. Gene Ontology annotation, cellular component: nucleus; cytoplasm; plasma membrane. Gene Ontology annotation, molecular function: ATP binding; protein serine/threonine kinase activity. Gene Ontology annotation, biological process: protein phosphorylation. The coding region runs from base 1 to 774 and encodes 257 amino acids. The record is from RefSeq and is a predicted model, not a curated record.
AUGGUCUCCUCUCCAUUUUCUGUCCCUUAUCCAUUGAAAAAUACUACUGAAGCAAGUCUCCCGAUGGAUUCUGAGGAGAAAGACGAAUGUAUAUGGGAUUCUUCACUACCUCCUAGUGGUAAUGUUAGCCCCCACAGUAGUAUUGAUAGCACUGGCGUUUUCAAGGCUAUGAGCAUUGUCAAUAGCUGCACUAGCACAAACCGGAGUGAUGUGAUAAUGAGUGAUGGGAUGCUUAGUGUGGACAGAAACUACGUAAGUACGAAAGGGAGCAUUCGAGGGGACUCACUAGAGAGUACUAAAACUAGCCUUAGCCGAGCAAGUGAUAGCAGUGGCCUUAGUGAUGACAGUAACUGGAGUAAUAUAACUGGCAGUGCAAAUAAGCCUCACAAAGGAAAUGAUCCUCGAUGGAAGGCAAUUCUUGCAAUUCGAAUACGUGAUGGUAUUUUGGGCAUGAAUCAAUUCAAGUUGCUCAGAAGACUUGGUUGCGGGGAUAUUGGAAGUGUGUAUCUUUCGGAGUUGACUGGAACUCGGUGCUUUUUUGCGAUGAAAGUAAUGGAUAAAGCAUCUCUUGCAAGCAGGAACAAAUUGAUCAGGGCUCAGACUGAAAGGGAAAUCCUGCAGCUGCUAGACCAUCCAUUCUUGCCGACACUGUACACUCAUUUUGAAACGGACAGAUUCUCAUGCUUGGUCAUGGAAUAUUGUCCUGGAGGCGAUCUGCAUACUCUGAGACAACGUCAACAAGGGAAACAUUUUUCGGAGUAUGCUGCACGGUAAGCUCCAUCAUUCUCUUGAAGUACUAAGCAUCCAUUAGGUUUUAAUUAUUAACCUAAGGCCUUAUUUCUUCUAAUUUAGCAUCAUUCAUUUUACUGUUCAUUCUUUUUCCUGUUAUUUAUUUGUGAGCCUAUCAUUCUCGAAAUCGUAUUUUAGCGAAUGAUAAUAAAAUUCAUUCCUGAUCAUUCCCGUUUUGAAUGAGAUUCUAUCCUUCAUAUGUGCUACCAAUUUGGUAAUUUUUAAUUCUGUGAAGCACAUCAGCUUGCUCAUACCUCUUAUUUGUAAUAUCAUUAAGACUUCUUGAUGAAAGUAGCUAAAUUAUGUGAGUAAUUUUAGAUCAGUCAUAACGUAGCAUGAUUGGGUCAGAGAGAGGCUAUUGUCGAGCUUGUUCCUUGAUUCACUCGGGAUGGUUGCAGACUAACAAUUUAAUUUCUUGCAUAAAAUUACUACUAUUUAGAUUUAGUUCCGUGGCUUUGCAAUUUCCUGACGUAAGUCUUAACAAGGAUAGAAUAUUAACAGCAAGCUACAUCUUGAUCCCUUGAUGAGCUCUCAAAUAUGUGCAGUGAAGUUUCAUUUAGUAUAUUAAUUUGUUGUGAUCCAUUAUAUUUUCAGAUACACGAGAAAUGUAGAUCCUUUCU